CCUUUAAGCACUGUGCCAGGUGAAAAGCAGGUUACCACUUCUCCUUUCCCAUGGAUGGGGCCCUGGGCUGUCACCAGCACAUCCCCAUCCCCCUUGGGUCUGGCCCGCUGUCCUCCAGUCCCUGUGCAGCCCGCUCCACCGUCCCCCGUGAGAACCGGCCAUGCCCUGCCCCAGCCUGCGGAGCUGUGGCCUUUGUACCACUGCUCACAGCGUCUUCUCGCCUCCUCUCCUCACCACCUCUCCGCACGGAUUCAUAGGAGGAUCAAGCGUAGCCUCCCAGGGGGGCCCUCCGGGCCCUGCGCUGACUUCCGGCUGACUACUUUCAGCUCCUUCCGACCCCACCCACCGCCCACGCUAAGCUCGGGUGCCACCUGCACAACUCAUCCUCCACGCCCACCGCCGUGGAUCCCGCUCGGGGAGUGGCGCCACCAUCCACCAUCCGGGCAGCUGCCCAAGCAGCCGCUCGAGAGUCACCCGGGCCUCCUCCCCCUCUGCACCAUGGCUUCUUGCUCCUCGUCCUGCUCGCUCGACCUCCCCAAUAUUUCUCAGUGGCCAUUCAAGCACACAACCGAAGGUCUUCCCAAAAGGCAGGAGGGACCUGACGGAUCAAAUCCAAGGUGAAGAAAG
Molecule: messenger RNA, 627 nt
Organism: Kogia breviceps (pygmy sperm whale)
Lineage: Eukaryota; Metazoa; Chordata; Mammalia; Artiodactyla; Physeteridae
Source: RefSeq, a predicted model, not a curated record